Xylona heveae TC161 is the source of this 1659-nucleotide messenger RNA. RefSeq names its product serine/threonine protein kinase. The transcript has 7 exons. Gene Ontology annotation, molecular function: ATP binding; protein serine/threonine kinase activity. Bases 1 to 1659 code for a protein of 552 amino acids. Gene Ontology annotation, biological process: peptidyl-serine phosphorylation; intracellular signal transduction. Lineage: Eukaryota; Fungi; Ascomycota; Xylonomycetes; Xylonales; Xylonaceae. The record is from RefSeq and is a predicted model, not a curated record.
AUGGGAAACUCACAGGGAAAGCCUGUAGUCUUCACCGACGAGGUGAACCUCCAUCACUUCCGUCUCCUGCGAGUGGUUGGAAAAGGUGCUUUUGGCAAAGUGAGAAUCGUUGAACGAAAGGAUACUGGGUUAACAUUUGCACUCAAGUAUAUUCGCAAAGACGAAGUCGUGCAGACAGAGAGUGUGCGAAACAUUAUCCGGGAACGCCGCAUGCUUCAGCAACUCAAUCACCCAUUUCUUUGUAACUUACGGUACAGCUUUCAAGACUAUCAAUACUUGUAUUUGGUUGUUGAUCUCAUGAAUGGAGGAGACAUUCGGUUCCACAUUUCCAGACGUACUUUUACCGAAGACGCUAUAAGGUUCUGGCUUGCAGAACUUGGAUGCGCUCUUCGCUAUAUUCAUCAACAGGGCAUUGUGCACCGUGAUGUGAAACCUGACAAUAUUCUCCUCGACGGCGAAGGACACAUUCACCUUGCAGACUUUAAUGUCGCUUCCAACUUCUCGCCCCGCCGGCCGCUGACCAGCAGGUCUGGAACUCUGGCUUACUUGGCGCCGGAAGUCUACAGCAAGGAAGGAUAUUUGGACGAAGUUGACUGGUGGGCAAUGGGGGUAACUUUUUACGAAUGCAUUUACAACAAGAGACCGUUUGAGGCCAGAACGCACGAUGGAUUGACGAAUGAAAUCAUGGCGGCGAACCCGCGCUAUCCUCUCACUAGACCUGCCGUGUCUCCGCAAUGCGUGAGUGCAAUGACUAGUCUAUUAGAGAAGGAUAAGACGAAGCGUAUCGGCGCUGCUGGCUUCGAGACAUUUACAGAUCAUCCAUUUUUCCAACCAAUUGACUUUGUAGCGCUUGAGCGCAAGGAAAUCGAACCGGUCUUCCGUCCUUCAGCCGAUAAAGCCAAUUUUGACGCCACCUACGACCUGGAGGAGUUACUGCUUGAAGAGGCACCGCUUGAAGCUCGAACUCGCCGGCAACGGCCCCGAGAUCAGCUAAGAGCGGAUGCAUCGGAGAAGGAAAUCCGCGAGGAUGAACUGCAUAAAAUGAUUGAGACUCUAUUUGAGCCAUUUGACUAUACGACUGUCAGUUACUCUCAGCCACCACCGCUCGGAGAAUGCAGUGAUCAUCCCCCUGGUACUAAGCCAGUUGACCUACUUCAGCCUCCUCCUAGGGCAGUUAUGGCGGAGGGCUCGGUUAGUCCGAGCCCGAGCGAACCGACUUCUCCGAUAUUUACCCCAGGAACCAAGUCGGUCAAUGGCUCGCCGCCGCUUCCACCGCAGAUUAUGGGCCCACCUGGUCGCCAGCAGCCCCCCUUUCCGGGUCAAAAUCCAGAGACUUAUGGUGUCGGUGAAGCGAUUUCCACAGACCACGCGACAACGAUACAUCGGCCACCGGCUCCUCGCCCUCGUGGUGGAACCAAAACGGUCAGUGCCUCUGGUGGAGUCCAGGUUGUCCUUGACGGUGCUGGCAGCUGGUCUGACCUCGCCGAUCGGAGCUCUACAAUGCCCGCUGAAGGAUUUGAAGGAAUCGAAGGCCGAGGAACAGCGAAGCCCGGUGGCAUGCUCGGAUUUUUGUCGCGCAAAAAGGGACGUGAUCGGUCUCCUAAGCCCUUGGAGAGGGGCAUCAUCGGCAAGGACGGAGCACGGGUCAUUAUUGAAUGA